AUGUUUGAUCCUAAUCGAAAACCUCUUUUACCGCAGGUGGCCAACUCAGCACAGCGAUUGUCCAUUACUCAAACGCCUGUAGGAGGACGUGGGCCACCACUUACAGGAUAUUCCUCUCUGCGGUCUUCUAGAAGCGGUAUAAACAAUGAGCGGCGAUAUAGUUUGGCGAUGAGUGGUGUUCCCUCUACAGCAUCAAAACGGAGCAGUUCAUUUUUCAAGUCAAUAUCGAAUCCUGGUGUUGUCAUGGAUCCUCGCAAUCUCAACGAUCGUCAUGUUCAGCAACAAAUGCAACGCAAAGUUUUGCAAUAUUUGCGUGACGAAAACUAUCCUCAGACUAGCGAGAAACUUGUCAAAAAUCCGACGAAAACUGAGUUUGCGCGGGUGUUUGAAUUCAUCUUUCAACAGUUAGCACCUGAUUUCACACUACGCAAAAUUGAAGAUGAGAUGCCUCGCCUUUUUCGCACCAUUGGCUAUCCGCUGCAGCUUAAGCCUUCUACUAUGCAAACCAUUGGUGCAGCGCAUACCAUGCCAUAUCUUCUUGGAGCUAUUACUUGGCUAAUUGAUUUGAUUCAAAUGAUUGGGGAAAUAUCACCACAAGAUUUACUCCUUGCGAAUGAAGAAGGGGAUGGUCAGAGAAGAUCGUUGGCUUACGGCUACAUGGUUCGAUGUUAUAAGAAAUACUGCAGUAAUCCACUGCUGGGAUUCAUUAUGGACAAUUACAAAGAUGAGAAUAAUGUCCUCCUUCAACUUGUUGAAGAAAGAGAAGAUAUCGCGUCACAGGAAGCUGAAUUAGAUGCACAAAUUGUCACAUUGACAGAAGAAAUUGCAGAGCUCCACAAGGAUAAAGGAGAGAUUGAUAAGCUUCAAACGAGCACUAAAGUGCUGGAAGAGGAUUUAGGAAAGAUGCAGAUAUUUAAGGAUGAACAGCAGGAAACACUUGGUGAAGAAAAAAAGAAAAAAGAAAGCUUGGAAGAUAAAAUUCAACAGUACAAUGUAAUGAUUGCUAGUCUUAAAGAAAAGCUUUCUGCGAAAGAGAAGCAGUUAGCAACGCAGUCAAUGACCGGUGAAGAAGCAAGAGCUCUUCGUGUUGGGAAAGAAGAGUUGAAAGUUCGAAUUGAAAUAGCAAAUAAGGAGCGACAAAAUAUUGAGCUCGAAAAUGACCGAAUUCUUUCGGUCAAUUUUAAAGAAGCUUCUCAGUUACGUGAACGUUAUCGAGUAUUUGUCAGAACCUUCGAGGAUGUAAGCAGAAUGGUGUUUGGGGCGUAUGAUCCGUUCAUUGAUGUGCUGGAUCAAAAUUCUCCGAAUGAACCCCAUUUUGUGGAAUAUCUUAAUAAAAUUGAAGAGAAGUUGGAUGAACUUAGCAACGAAAUUAACAGUUGGAUUAAGAAUACGGAAGAGAAACUAAUAACCGUAAACAAGGAUGUGACUGAACUAAGACAAAAGCAAGCAUUUUCAAUAGAAAAUUUGAAGUGUAAUCAGCGACAAAUUUCAAAAAUGUCUCACGAUUUUACGCUCAAGCGUGAGGAUUGGGAAGAAGAACGUCAAAAGACGUCAUUGGAAGUGGAUGUGGCACAGAGUGAGCUUGAUAGCUUGCAUGCUCUCCGCAAUGGAAAACUUUCCGUGCAUGAACAGCUUGCGGAAGUACGAAAAACUCUGCAAUCUCGACAAAUCGAAUUUAAUGAAGCAAAGAAGAAAAUUGUGAAUGAAGUGGCAGUGAAGUUUUCGAUUUUAGUGGAACAGUGGGAAAAUCUUAAGAAAUGCCAACUUCAGUUACGUGACGACGAAAAGCUGUUACGAGAAGCUUUAAAUAAUUUCACUGAUGAUUAA
Messenger RNA from Brugia malayi, 1827 nucleotides. It is a transcript of the gene Bma-ndc-80, whose product is annotated as HEC/Ndc80p family protein. The coding region runs from base 1 to 1827 and encodes 608 amino acids. NCBI's taxonomy places the organism in Eukaryota, Metazoa, Nematoda, Chromadorea, Rhabditida, Onchocercidae. Gene Ontology annotation, cellular component: Ndc80 complex. The record is from RefSeq and is a predicted model, not a curated record. Gene Ontology annotation, biological process: attachment of mitotic spindle microtubules to kinetochore. The transcript is spliced from 17 exons.